Molecule: messenger RNA, 264 nt
Organism: Suillus subaureus
Lineage: Eukaryota; Fungi; Basidiomycota; Agaricomycetes; Boletales; Suillaceae
Exons: 1
Source: RefSeq, a predicted model, not a curated record
CUUGAUUCCAACCCAUCCCUGUUCCUCGACGAAAUCCAAGAGCAGCUGCUUGAAGCACAGAAUGUCGAAGUCUCGAUUGCCACACUCUCGCGCAGCCUUCGUCGACUCGCAGUCACACACAAACGGACAUCAAAGGCAGCCACAGAGCGAAACGAGUUGCUGCGUGCAACAUGGCUGGCAGAAUAUCGGCACUUACCAAAGGAGUAUUUUGUACGGAUUGAUAAGUCUGGAGUUGAUAAUCGGACGAACCAGAGACGAUAUUGA